Andrographis paniculata is the source of this 726-nucleotide messenger RNA. RefSeq lists its product as uncharacterized. The record is from RefSeq and is a predicted model, not a curated record. Gene Ontology annotation, biological process: regulation of DNA-templated transcription. The coding region runs from base 1 to 726 and encodes 241 amino acids. The transcript is spliced from 2 exons. Gene Ontology annotation, molecular function: zinc ion binding. Lineage: Eukaryota; Viridiplantae; Streptophyta; Magnoliopsida; Lamiales; Acanthaceae.
AUGACAAAUGCAGAUUUUCAAACUGAUGUUCAGUACUAUGUUGUCCUGAAAACAAAUUCAGAUCAAUAUGAAGAUGAGGUGCAUAAUGUCAUGGUGGACUUUGGACAACGACUAAUACAUUGUGACUGCAAUAUGUUCAUCAAUAUAGGAAUCUUAUGCUGCCAUGCAUUAAGAGUGAUGGAUGUUAAUAAUUCUAUGGGUUUGGAAACUUUUGUGGUUAUCCCAAACCAUUAUAUCUUGAAAAUAUGGACUAAUGAUACAAAGAAAGAUGUUUGCUUAGAUUUGUCAGUUUCUAAUCAUCAAAGUGAGGGAGAGGAUUAUAAUGUAAGAUACAAAAAUUUGUGUUCGAUGAUGGUAAGUACAGCUGGAACAAUAAUUAAGGAGAAGAAAUCGUAUGAUAAUUUUGUCUCUGAGUUCCACCGAAUUGUGAAAAAUGUUGUCCAAUCAACAAAUAACACCAUCAAUUCUAUUGAUCAAGUGAUUACAGAAGAUGUACUGGAAAAGAGAAAGAGAAUUAGUGAUGCAGUUUCUUCGAAAGGCAGAAAGACUCCAGCCAUGCUUGCAUCUCUUGCGACGAAGAUUUCUCCUCGAAGGGGGCUGAAGGAGGAUAAUCACAAGAGAGGUCGGAGUUUGGAAAGCGGGAUUCGAUCGUUGGAGAAGGAUGAUGAUCUUAUUCUAUUUAACGAGGCACAAAACAAGAAAAUGGAGAGUUUCUUGCUUCAGUAG